This is a messenger RNA of Salvia hispanica, 1762 nucleotides long. RefSeq names its product Trypsin family protein with PDZ domain-containing protein (gene DEG14). The record is from RefSeq and is a predicted model, not a curated record. Gene Ontology annotation, molecular function: protein binding; serine-type endopeptidase activity. NCBI's taxonomy places the organism in Eukaryota, Viridiplantae, Streptophyta, Magnoliopsida, Lamiales, Lamiaceae. Gene Ontology annotation, biological process: proteolysis.
AAAUUUUGAUUUGGGCAGGGCCGCAGUUUUCUUAUGCUUCAAGUAAGUGCGCGCUCGUUUCCAGACUCUACUGGAAUUCAUCACAGAUAGUCGACGCUGAGAGACGCUAGAGGACCAAGAAUCUCAUCAAGAACUGUAGCAAUUUUGUAUAAUCUGCCUGGACUUGUCACUAUAUUCCAAGACGAUGCAUUUCUUGAGAAAGUUCUCGAACAAAACCGUUCUCAUUCGUGCAGCGGCUUUGGCUGCAGCUGGUUCAGGGACAUUCUGUUUUGCUUCUUCUUCAGGUCAUGAUGCGUCAAUAUCUGUUUCAAUGCCUUUGCCGUUUCGGGAUUCCUUAGCAUGGCCUUGGAGAACUAUCGAGGGGAGCAUCCCGUUUCCUUCAUUUACGCACUCAAACCAUUCACAGUAUGGUCUUCUUCCUCUAUCUUUUUCGAAGCCGGAUAAUGUGCCAGAUACUAAUAUAAGUAAAGGAGCUGCUUGGGAUGCUGGAGAUAGCCCAAAACACUGCUGCAACUGUCUUGGCCGCGAUACUAUUGCAAAUGCAGCUGCCAAGAUAGGCCCUGCUGUUGUGAAUUUGUCGGUACCUCAAGGUUUCAUUGGUAUAACUACAGGUAAAAGCAUUGGGUCAGGGACUAUUAUAGAUGAAGAUGGUACUAUCUUAACUUGUGCUCAUACGGUGGUUGACUUUCAAGGACUGAGAUCCUUAUCCAAGGGAAAGGUUGAAGUGACAUUGCAAGAUGGUCGGUCAUUCGAGGGAACUGUGGUGAAUGCUGAUUUGCAUGCCGACAUAGCAAUAGUGAAGAUAAAGUCCAAAACUCCACUUCCAACAGCAAAACUUGGGACAUCGAGUAAGCUUCGCCCUGGGGAUUGGGUGGUGGCUAUGGGCUGCCCCCUUACCCUUCAGAAUACUGUUACUGCAGGUAUUGUAAGCUGUGUUGAUCGUAAAGCUAGUGACUUGGGUCUCGGAGGCAUGCAUAGGGAAUAUUUACAAACUGAUUGUGCAAUAAAUCCGGGUAAUUCUGGUGGGCCUCUUGUAAAUGCUGAUGGAGAAGUUAUAGGUGUUAACAUCAUGAAACUGUUGGGGGCUGAUGGAUUAAAUUUUGCUGUCCCGAUUGAUUCAGUGUCAAAAAUAAUUGAGCACUUCAAAAGAAAUGGGAGAGUUGUUCGACCAUGGCUUGGUUUAAAAAUGAUUGAUCUCAAUGAUAUGAUUGUUGCACAUCUUAAAGAAAGAAGCGCUUCCUUCCCAGAUGUCAGAAGAGGAGUUCUUAUACCUAUGGUAUCUCCUGGUUCCCCGGCUGAUCGUGCUGGCUUUCGUCCUGGAGAUGUUUUAGUUGAAUUUGGAGGAAGGCCCAUUGAAAGCAUUAAGGAGGUGAUAGAUAUCAUGGGUGACAAAGUAGGAAAACCUUUCAAGGCUGUUGUGAAGAGGGAAAACAAUUUUACCGAGACUUUAACUGUGAUUCCAGAUGAAGCAAAUCCAGCACUGUGAAUGACUGACUGCCCAUUGAAAUGAGCUAUCAGUUUGUGUUGAGGUGAAAAAUAUACAAGCAGAAGGUUUGAACGUUGCUUAAUCCUUAAUGUUCCUUCUUUCAUAUGUUGAUUAACAUGUUGGACAUUUUACGUAUUCGUCGUAGAAAUCUCAACUUUGGAUUGGGUUUCGAUAUGUGAAAUCCAAUGCAAAAAUCAAAGUUAUGUUUAUUCUAUUUUACUUUAUUUAUAUGUUAUAAUAAUAUUAGUAAUGAAUGCUCCGGUAUUUGAUAUUGAA